CUUUUUAUCUUAGUCAAUCGCCCCUUUUCUAUACUUUGUCGCUUUUUUUUUUCUCCUUUGUGAGCUAUGCCAUGGAAAGCUCCAUCACCAUUUCUCACGACAAGCACAGCAAUCUUCACUUGGGAGAUCUAAAAAAACAGUCUCCAAAAAAUAUUACGGCCAGCUUUUCGCCACAGACGCCUCCCGCUGUUGCCGCUGCUCUCUUGGAAGACUCGUUAUUUCCACCUAGAAAACCCAAAGCCAUCAUUAAUGAUGAUUCUGAGGCCGAUUCAGAUGAGUCUGAUGAGAAUAAUGGAAAAUCACGGAAGGAUCCUUUGGCGACGCAGGUGUGGCGAAUGUAUACGAAAGCCAAAGAUGCGCUACCCAACGGUUCUCGUUUGGAGAAUUUAACGUGGCGCAUGAUGGCCAUGACAUUGAAUAAGAAGAAAGCAGAAGCUGCAGCAGCAGCAGCUGCCGCCGCCACUACACCAGGUUAUGCAGAGGAGGACACGGAAGGAAGAGACGAAUAUAUGCAAGAGGACGAUGCAGAUAUGAAUAUGGACACCUCUUAUCUUGCGCAAAACUCAAAGUUGAUGGGCGAUGAUAACUCAGCUCAACCCACAUCUACGGCUUCCACGGCAGCGAAUGGCAACACCAACGUCAAUAAUCCAUCGAUGCGCACAUCUCCACCAGCACCUGAUGAUACCACCACUCUUUUAUCAUCCUCCGCACCCCCUUACAUGAUUGACUUUUUGAACGACGGUCCUCCCUUCCAGCAUGCUUCGCAUCAUCAGAAUCCACAAAACAAAAAUGUCAUGGUUUACGGCUCAACUCGGGCGUCAACCCCAGGUGGGGCCUUGACCUCAUCAUCACAAGACUCUCAAUUUCUUAUGCCUGCAUAUAACUCAAAGGCUAAUGUUACCGCUACUUCCCUGUUAUCUGCGGCUACGGCCAAUAGUAUUACUAUUCCUGUAGACCUUCCUACAGACUCAGAUAUGGACGAAUAUCAUGAAAUAGAAGAGGAAACAAAAAAUUCACAGUACGACGCCGCAUCUCCCUUGUCCUCACCAUCUUCGUUCCAUCCGUCAUCCGUCGAAAAUGGCAUGCAGCAUUACAGUCAAUCGGUUCCUAAUUAUCACCACCAUUUCCAGAAUCUGACUAUCCCUGCCAAUGAGACUGCGUCGGCCGGAAUGUUCAGCAUGAGUCCUACCGAUCCUCAUUCACCACGGCAUUUGUUCCCAACAGCGACUGAGGCUGGUUCCUCACCGAUGAACUUGAAUGCAGCGGCGGUCCAUGCUGGUGCCAUGAGUUUUGAAGAGCUGUUCAACAUUUAUUACACUGGGGGUAAUGGACAAGCUACCGUCACGAGUCCAGCAGCUUCAGGUGCCAUGUCCAAUAAUACAAUGGCGUUUAUCAAUAAUCGGAACGAACCGCCGUCCCGUUCAUUGACUCAUAUCAGUCCUCGCCAGUUGGUUGCCAAUGAAACUCAGACUUCGACAAGGAACACCAAUAUUUUUGUACCCCAUACACAUGAUAUGCCCUUGCCUUCCACUUCGCCGCAGCAACGAAUGAUGAGUAGCAGUGACAACAAUUCGUCCGUUACUGGAUCGCCAACCCGCCCGACUGAGCAUACUCAACCUGCGUCUCCGCAGCAGACGACUUUAAAAACCGCAAACGAUAAAAAGCAAGACGAUGGAAAGAAGGAUAACAGCUCCACCAAAUGCACCAAUUGUAGUACCACAACGACCCCUCUGUGGCGUCGAAAUCCUGAAGGCCAACCGCUUUGCAAUGCUUGUGGAUUAUUUUUGAAGCUCCAUGGCGUUGUACGACCACUGAGUCUGAAGACGGACGUUAUCAAGAAACGCAAUAGAAGCGGAGGAAGUGCCAGUGCUGGUUCGGGUUCAGGCGGGUCUAAUCAGAAGGCGAAAAAUAAAUCAGUGACAGCAUUCUCCCAACCGACUUUAUCUCAAGGCACGGCUGCAUCUGCAGGCAUAACCAAUGGCGUGACUGGAAAGCGAUCUAAUGCAUGUGGUAUGGUCAACUUGCAUUCAACGUUUGAUGACAAUAGUGGCCAUUUAUCAGGGGUUUCCACGUCGUCGAUGAUGAACAACAACGCAGGAAAUCCGCAAAUGAGUGGUGCAAAUUCGAAUGGUCGACCUAUUACAUUUGCUCCUUCCAGAUGGGAUCCUCAGACCCUUAACAAACGUCAGCGGCGGCAUUCGUUGGAUAACAAAAAGGGAACGACGACGUCGAAAUCGCAGCAAGCCUGCGCCGUGCAGUCGGGUUCACCGGCUGUCGUCAUUGCUGGUUCAAUGCCGACCCAGGUCAUACCAGGAGAUGGAUUUCGUAAUGUUUUACUUGGAAAACAAGGCUUCAACAACGUCAAGAUGGAACCGCAACCCUCCACUGUAGGGACCAUACUAACAAAUAACCCGCACCCCACACGACCUCCUUUGCCUACCGUCGGUAGCGCACCCAACUUGUCAUGGAUGGGCAUGAUGGCUCAACAAGCGCCGCCGCCGCAGGAAGCAUUCCCAUCGAUGCCGUCUUUUGGCGGUACAGCGACUUCGCCAGCCGUCACUUCCUUUUCCCCAGAACAAAUUCAUCGACUGUUAAUGGUUCAGCAAGCGACUGCCGCCGCCGCUGCUGCUGCUGCAGCCCAGUCCGGUCCUCCUAACAAUCAUAACGAUACCAUGGAUCAUGACCAUCCAUCGUUAGCCACUACUACACCCAUGCCGCAAAAUUGGUCUUAG
This is a messenger RNA of Radiomyces spectabilis, 2732 nucleotides long. RefSeq lists its product as uncharacterized. The coding region runs from base 72 to 2732 and encodes 886 amino acids. Lineage: Eukaryota; Fungi; Mucoromycota; Mucoromycetes; Mucorales; Radiomycetaceae. The transcript has 3 exons. Gene Ontology annotation, biological process: negative regulation of transcription by RNA polymerase II; positive regulation of transcription by RNA polymerase II. The record is from RefSeq and is a predicted model, not a curated record. Gene Ontology annotation, molecular function: RNA polymerase II cis-regulatory region sequence-specific DNA binding; DNA-binding transcription factor activity, RNA polymerase II-specific; zinc ion binding.